GCGCCGUAGUGGAAAUCGGAGCAAAUGUGACCAAGGCAUUACUACAUACAAUCUGAGAAGUGUUGAAGAUCAAAUUCAACUUACAUAAGUUUGAAUCCCGUUUGAGUUUAGAAUCAAGUUCCAAAAAGUUGACGCAAAAUUAUUAUUAUUUCCGAAUGACAACUACCGAUGUUGCAAAGUUCAUCGUUACGAUAUAAAAUGGGGAGUUCGGUGCUGAGAAUAGGAUGUUCAUUUAUUUUGUGCUGCCUUGGACUAGGGGGCCAGACUACUGCUUCAAUAGUCACAAUCAGAGGAACAUCACAAUUGAGGGGAACGAUAGAAUAUGCCAUAAAUUCUACGAAACCAAUACAGGUGUUUCGUGCAGUGCCCUAUGCAAAGCCGCCUGUUGAUGCAAUGCGAUUUAAAGCUCCAGAAGAUGUGGAAUGGUGGAAUGGAGAGCGAAAUGCAAGUGGGGCCAGUCCCAUUUGUCCUCAACAAGGCAUGUCAUCUCCUCUGAUGAAGGAAGAUUGUUUGACUUUAGACAUCUAUACUCCAACGAUUGACGUCAACGCUAGCUUGGCCAUCCAAAUAUGGAUCCAUGGUGGCGCAUUCAAAGACGGUCUCAAUUAAGACGUUAUAUAAACAUACAGUUGCAGUAGUAGUGAGUUCCAGGGAAUCGCUAUGGCAACCUACGAAAAUGUGAUUUUCAUCUCCAUCAAUUACAGAUUAGGGAUAUUAGGUUUCCUGACAAGCAAUUCUUCAGAAGCACCUGGUAAUCAGGGAUUAUGGGAUCAACGACAAGCGUUUAUGUGGGUAAAGGAAAAUAUCAAACCAUUUGGAGGCGACCCAAAUAAGAUAACAAUUUCAGGAGAAAGUGCAGGAAGCAUAGCAGUAUCAGCACAUAUUUUGUCCCCCAAAACAGAGGGCCUCUUUGAACAAGCGAUCUCACAGAGUGGGACUGCUACAGCCGCUGCACGGGUCUCUUUAAUGAAGCAAGAACUUCCCAAAACACAACUACUUGCACAGACAAUAGGGUGCUGUACAAACUGCACAAUAUCAGAACUUGAUGGUUACAUGGCAUGUUUGAGAAAUGUAACAAUAGAAAAGAUUCUAGAUCUGCAGUCAUACACGACUCCACAACCUGUCAUCGACAACAACUACAUUCUCGAUAACCCAUAUAAUAUGUACACCCAGGGUAAAUUCAAACACGUGCCUUACCUCAUUGGCUUUAACGGAGACGAGGGCGCCAACUUUUAUGACAAGUCUAUUCCAUCAAGGUCGAGUUUAAAGGAAUUGAUAAAACAAUAUGCGAGUGACUUUUACCCAGAAAAUGUUGAUGCUAUAGUUGAAGUUGCAGUGCCACUGUAUGUGGAUGGUCGGGAUACUGAUAAAGAUCGUGCAGUGGCGUUGAGUGACUUUAUAGGCGAUCUACGUUAUAUUGGACCAAGCAAUGAUGUUGGCAGAAAGUACACACAGGUUGCUCCAACAUUCAUGUAUCGCUUCGCCCACAGACCAAGCUCCAGUACACGCCAGCAAUGGGCAAGCGCGGGGCAUGCUGACGAGAUACAAUAUACACAAGGGGACCCGUUCGUGAACCAUGGGUCGGGAAGCUAUACAGAGAACGAAAAGAUACUGAGUGGACAGAUCAUGAGAUACUGGGCGAAUUUUAUUAAAUCGGGAUCUCCAAACUCCGAAGACACACCUUUACAAUGGUCACGGUUUGAUUGCAAAGAGAAGGGAUAUCUCAAUAUAGAACAAGAUGGCAAAUUCACAAGUCAGAAGGAUUACAACGUUGAUAGGAUGUUUGCUUGGGCUGAAACUAUUCCAAAAUUGGACUCAUUUCGAAAAAAUAACCAGACUACAUGGAAAUGUGACUCAACUGAUACUUCAAGAGGAGCAACCUUGUUUUCAUUCAACAUACAAUGUGUUUUGCUGAUGGUGUUGGUGGAUCUUAUAUCAUGGCUAUGAUGAUGUACAGGAAUAAAUGAUCUGACUGAGGUUGUGAUCAGUUGUACAUACAAUUAAACCUGUAAAGUGGAACACCUCCAUAAGUG
Molecule: messenger RNA, 2033 nt
Organism: Owenia fusiformis
Lineage: Eukaryota; Metazoa; Annelida; Polychaeta; Sabellida; Oweniidae
Source: the annotation of a GenBank genome assembly